UGAGAGAGUUGAGAAGAGAGAGAGUGUGUGUGUGGAAUAGAAAGAAAGAGUGUGAAAGGCUCUCACCACUAUCGAUGCUGAUGUAGAUCACCGGAAGUGUUGGACAACCCAGCAGCAGCAGCACCGCCAUUACCGCCAUCGCCAUCGCCAUCGCUACCAACAACAAAUAGUAAUAAUAGUACCACUACCAACAGCAACAGGACGACCAACAGGUUCCAACACGUGGGUUCUUCGAGUUGAGGUGUAUCCAAGGCUGUGACUUCGAACCACGACCCGUCCUGUCCCGUCCCAUUCUGGACGCUUUGUGUGAACAAUCGCACAAUUGCCAUGUCGUAUCUGCCAACCAAACGACAGCGAUCGAAUACGUCGAGAGAGUCCAGCAACGCAAUCCCUCAAACCACUGCUCCUCCCCUGAGACACCAACCGAGCCACCCGAGUCACCUCAACGGGAACCUUGCCCUUUACCAGACAGCAUCGACGUCAGCUGGUUACAGCAAUGGGCCGUAUGCUACCGCCGCUACACAACCCACAACGGCACAAUCUGCCCAUCAUCAAGCCGUUACCUACGCUUCGUACUCGGCCGGUCCGGUGACAACGCAGCACAACGGUUACGGAAGCGGCGGAUACCAGAAUAAUGCUUCAACCGCGGCAUACGGUGCCGCUUCAUACAGUCCACAGCACCAGACCAAUCCAUAUGCCACUCAGUACACCCACGCUCAGGCAAGCCCUCAGCUAUCGCCCCAUGCGGGACACUAUGCCCAGUCCGCCCUCGGCGGCAUUCAGAAUGGCGCCUAUACUCAGACACAUACUCACAACCCUCAAGCCGCCUCGAGGAUGACAUAUUCACCUAUAUCUACGCCCCAUCCAACGGCAGCGGCUAUUCUUGAAUCCACGUCACAAAGAAAUAAUGCCGCCAUGGCAACUAUACAAACCCAGCAACAGCACAACAGUCUAGCAUCUUAUGGAGACGCGUACGCAACGCACACGCCGACCCAUAGCGGCCAGUACCAGACAGCGUCGCCGUCGUAUCCAGAUCCCAGCGUGACUGGACACUAUAGCCCGGCACCUUUACCGACCCCCCAGUCUCACGACGUUUCCCGUCACAUGUCGGAAGACUUGGCGGAGAAUGACGAUGAAGACGCCCAAGGAGAACCGGCAGACGAUUCUGCAGAGAUAUACACAAAUCCAGAGCAGUCCAGACCUGUAUCAUCAAUACCAACGCCGUCGACCGACCAAUCAAAACCAGGGGAGAUAAGUUGUUCAUGUAAAAAAGGACGAGGAAAGAAGAAACCCUGCAUUUCCUGCGGAUGCAGCAAGUAUGGUCUUAGCUGUAACCCUGCGUGCUCCUGUGGGGGCACAUGCGGAAACCCAUUCACUGAUCUUUCUGCCUUCUUUGGCCCCAGCGACACAUUCCCAAAGCCGUGUGGCGCCAAUCCGUGCUUCGCGACGUGGUUGAGGAAUCAACCCAAUGUCGAAGAGUUGGACGUAGAUCUAAUGGUCGAUAUGCUUUUAUCAGAUGAUGAGUCAUGGGCCCAGAUCCGUGGAUACACAGAGGCAUUCCAACAGUGGGAAGAACGAUGGAAAAGGGCACGUGACGGCAAGGGCAAGAAGUGUAAAGAUGAGAAAGAGCGGCUAGAAUUUGAGCUUUUACGAGGCGGGCUGGGUACCGUCAGACCCGAUGACUUUAAUGGCUUUCGAUACAGCUUUUGCCAGAGCCAAUGGGUGCCCGCGGAACUCUGGGAUCACUGUGCAGAGUGUCGAAUGUGCCGCUCCAGUGUUGAGUGGCAUUGUCUAAAACAUGAUCGCUGUACCGAGAAUCGCGUGUGUCCAAGCUGUGCAUCAACUACAUUGCCGUACCACCAUCAACAACCACAACCACAACAGCAACGGCAAGUCAUGUACUCAGGGCCAGGUAGCUAGGGUGGCCUUAGAAACGGAUAAGCAUGAGACAUGAUUUUCUCGCGAGAUUCACGAUACUUUCAUCUCAACGGCGUAUAUGGGGGAAUAUGGUAAAUGGCUUAGCGGGCAUUUGGACUAAGUGAGCAUAAUGGGUUGUCGGUAUAUAUGACUGCGGUGCCUAAAUAGAUCGGAGGGACGGAGGCGCUAGACAAAUGGAUGAUUUUCCGGGCCAAGUUGGCUCGGAAUAAUCUCACUCUUUAUACCUGGGAUCUAGAUGCAUCGGUUUGCAUGGCAGUAAGAUCUCACCGACGCGGGCAUACUAGGUCAUGACGAUAUGAGAGUCAGCUUCGGACGUAGGGCAGAGCCCACACAAAUUGCAAGGUCGACGUGAAUUCGAAACAAACGUGCAGAACAAGACAUGCUGGGCUUCCUCUAACUGAGGAUAAACGUCCCAAUAUGCCCUAAUUGUCGCUCAUUCCCAUACUAUACGUCGCUUUUUCGUCUCUUAUAUCCUAAUUUGACAAGCAAAUAAGGUAUAUCAUUGAACCUGGUCUGGUUAGAGUUUGCAAAUAAAAAGGAUGUAUCUACUGAAUUGAUCUCAGGCAGCUUUUACUCGAUGCUAUAGGGAAGUUCAAUGGGACACUUGAUUAUAUCAUCUUGUCAAGGUAGGAUGUCUAUAUAU
Messenger RNA from Xylaria bambusicola, 2581 nucleotides. RefSeq lists its product as uncharacterized. NCBI's taxonomy places the organism in Eukaryota, Fungi, Ascomycota, Sordariomycetes, Xylariales, Xylariaceae. Bases 328 to 1920 code for a protein of 530 amino acids. The transcript is spliced from 2 exons. The record is from RefSeq and is a predicted model, not a curated record.